AAUACUCAUAGCUUGGCUGAAUCAUCUAAAGAAUAUCGAUGCGUGUAAAAUAUUUCGUUUAAUUUAUUUGUUAUUGCAACGUGAAGCGCAGCAGAGUCUACAGCUAUGACAGCUAAUAUAAUUAAACGCUAUAAAUUAGUUAUAUUGGGAGACACAACAGUGGGCAAGUCGGCUAUUAUAGCAAGUUACACCAAAGGAAAAUUUGUGGAGCAGCUCGAACCAACUUUAGUUGCUACCUAUGCUAGUCUAUGCUUUAAUGCUGCUACUAAAUUUGAAGCUUGGGAGCUGGCUGGGGAGCAGCGCUGGCAUGGCUUAGCCUCCAUUUACUAUGAGAACGCGCAAGCUGCUUUGAUAGUUUUUGAUAUUCAAGAUCCGCAAAGUUUUCUUAAUGCGCUAAAAUGGAUUAAAGAGCUUAAAAAGGUUUGUGCAAGCUGCAGCCAGCUAUAA
Drosophila busckii is the source of this 447-nucleotide messenger RNA. RefSeq names its product ras-related protein Rab-5A-like. Lineage: Eukaryota; Metazoa; Arthropoda; Insecta; Diptera; Drosophilidae. Gene Ontology annotation, biological process: intracellular protein transport. The record is from RefSeq and is a predicted model, not a curated record. Gene Ontology annotation, molecular function: GTPase activity; GTP binding. The transcript is spliced from 2 exons. Bases 106 to 447 code for a protein of 113 amino acids. Gene Ontology annotation, cellular component: endosome; endomembrane system; endocytic vesicle.